Octodon degus (degu) is the source of this 6709-nucleotide messenger RNA. It is a transcript of the gene Abca8, whose product is annotated as ATP binding cassette subfamily A member 8. The transcript has 40 exons. The record is from RefSeq and is a predicted model, not a curated record. Gene Ontology annotation, molecular function: ATP binding; ATP hydrolysis activity; ABC-type transporter activity. Gene Ontology annotation, biological process: transmembrane transport; lipid transport. Lineage: Eukaryota; Metazoa; Chordata; Mammalia; Rodentia; Octodontidae. Gene Ontology annotation, cellular component: intracellular membrane-bounded organelle; mitochondrial inner membrane. The coding region runs from base 233 to 5101 and encodes 1622 amino acids.
CAGCCGGAGACUGGCUAAAUGUCAGUGAGAAGACAAACAGCUCAAUAGCGAUCCCUCGCUGGCCAGGCUAACAGAACUGAGGUCACAGCUUGCGUCCGAAAGCAGCCUUCACGGGACCUUUUCCUGUAUGUCCUAUGCUUAACCAAAUUCUAGAGAAGGGGUAGAGACCAGAAGAGGAAAUAUGUGCGUCAUUGUCUUCUAAACACAAAGACCAAAUUUCUACAAAGGUAAAAUGAGUAAGAGAGAGAUAAAUGCGUGCCAACAAACUUGGGCCUUGCUGCACAAAAACAUCCUCAAGAAAUGGAGAAUGAAGAGAGAGACCUUAAUGGAAUGGAUGAGUUCGUUGCUCCUCCUGCUGCUUUUGUACAUACUGAUACGUCUCAAUGGUCAUCAGUUGAAAGAUUUUUCUUCAUUGUCUGCCAUGAAUCUGGGACGGGUAGAUUCAUUCAGUCAUAAAUUUUCGAUUGUGUAUACACCCAUCACCAGAGAAACCCAACAGAUCAUGAAUACAGUAGCCAAUGCCUCCUUCAUGGCAGACAAAGAAGUGGUGGGACUGCCAGAGAAUGAAGAUAUUGAAGAUUUCACAAGAAAUUAUCCUGGAGAAAUAGCAGCAGUGAUUUUUACUGAUACAUAUUCAUAUCAUCUCAAGUUCUUCUCAGAAGGAAGAAUCCCAGUACAGAAAGAAAACAGUGACCACACAGGUCAUUGUUAUGAAACAUAUGAAAAUAUUUACUGUCAUGCAUCACUAUUCUGGAAGGGAGGGUUUGUGGCUCUUCAAGCUGCCAUUAACGCUGCUAUUAUAGAGACCACAACAAAUCACUCAGUGAUGGAAGAGUUGAUGUCAAUGACUGGAAAAUUUAUGAAGAUCUAUCCCUUUGUGAGUCAAGGAGGAUUUCACACUGAUUUCUUCCUUUUCUUCUGCAUCAUUUCCUUUUCCCCUUUCACUUACUAUGCAUCCAUCAAUGUUACCAGAGAGAGAAAAAGGAUGAAGGGCUUGAUGAUGGCUAUGGGCCUUCGAGAUUCAGCGUUUUGGCUUUCCUGGGGUUUGCUCUAUGCUGGUUUCACCCUCGUUCUGGCCUUCCUUCUGGCACUUGUCAUAAAGUCGAUCCAGUUUUUCUUCUUGGCAAACUUCAUGGUGGUCUUUGCACUCUUUCUUCUCUAUGGAUUGUCUAUGACCGCACUGGCGUUCUUAAUGAGCGUGUUGAUAAAGAAGCCUUUCCUCACCGGCCUGGCGCUCUUCUUUCUCACGGUCUUCUGUGGGAGUCUGGGGUUCACAGCACUGUACAGACACCUUCCUGCAUCCUUGGAGUGGGUUCUAAGCUUGCUGAGUCCCUUCGCUUUCACUCUUGGAAUGGUUCAGCUUUUACGUUGGGACUAUGAUUUGAAUUCUAAUGCAUUUCCUGGCUCUUCUGACGACUCAAAUCUGAUUAUAGCAACACUCUUCAUGUUGGCAUUUGAUACUGUCGCUUACCUGGUAUUGAUGAUAUACUUUGAAAAAGUUUUGCCAAAUGAAUAUGGAUAUCAAUAUUCACCUUUGUUUUUCCUGAAGUCCUCCUUUUGGUCACAACAACAGACUCAUCAUGGAGCCCUCGAAAAUGUGACAGGUCCCAGUCUUUUACCCAAUGACUCUUUUGAACCAAUGUCUUCGGAAUUUCAAGGGAAGGAAGCCAUCAGAAUCAGAAAUGUUACAAAAGAAUAUAAAGGAAAACCUAGUAAAAUAGAAGCUAUAAAAGACCUGACAUUUGACAUAUAUGAAGGCCAAAUCACCGCCAUUCUUGGCCACAGUGGAGCUGGAAAAUCAACACUGUUAAAUAUCCUAAGUGGGUUGUCUCUCCCUACCGAAGGUUCUGUCAUCAUUUAUAAUAACAGACUCUCAGGAGGAGCUGACCUAGAAAGUGUCACCAGGAUCACCGGAGUUUGCCCACAAUCUAAUGUGCAAUUUGACUUCCUCACUGUGAGAGAAAACCUCAGGCUCUUUGCUAGAAUAAAAGGGAUUCAGCCACAAGAAGUGGAUAAGGAGGUCCAAAGAGCCUUGCAGGAAUUAGAAAUGAAAAACAUUCAGGGUGUCCUUGCUGGAAACUUAAGUGGAGGACAGAAAAGGAAACUUACCUUUGGGAUUGCCAUUUUAGGAGACCCUCAGAUUUUCCUCCUAGACGAGCCCACAGCAGGGCUGGAUCCCUUCUCCAGGCACCGUGUCUGGAACUUCCUGAAGGAGCAUAAAGCCGACCGUGUGAUCCUCUUCAGCACCCAGUUCAUGGAUGAGGCAGACAUCCUGGCCGAUAGGAAAGUGUUUCUCUCCCAAGGGAGGCUGAAGUGUGCGGGCUCUUCUCUGUUUCUGAAGAAGAAAUGGGGAAUCGGUUAUCACCUGAGUUUGCAGUUGAAUGAAGUAUGCUCUCAGGAAAACAUAACAUCACUUAUUAAACAGCACAUCCCUGCUGCCAAAUUGUCAGCAGAAAGUGAAGGAAAACUUGUCUAUAUCUUACCAUUAGAAACAACCCAUAAGUUCCCAGACCUUUAUAAGGACCUUGAUAACUGUCCUAGCCUGGGAAUAGAGAAUUAUGGUGUUUCCAUGACAACCCUGAAUGAAGUAUUCCUGAAAUUAGAAGGAAAAUCAGCAACUGAAAAAUCAGAGAGUGACAUCCGGGGAGGCACGCAAGAGGAAAGAGCAGGAGAGACAGAAAGGCUUAUUGAGAUGGAACAAAUUCUCUCUUCACUGACAGAAAGGAGAAAGCCAGUAAGUGGCAUGGCUCUCUGGGGACAGCAAGUCUGUGCCAUUGCCAAGGUUCGCUUCUUAAAGUUAAAGCACGAGAGAAAAGCUCUUUUAUCACUGUUGUUGAUUCUGCUGUUCGGGUUCUCCCUCGUUCUUCUUGACUAUGUUUUUGUGAAAAUACACCAGCACAGUUACACUUGGGAACUCUCUCCUCGUUCGUACUUCCUUGCUCCCGGACAGCAGCCUCAUGCCCCUCUCACUCCACUGUUGAUCAUCAACCACACAGGGGCAAGCAUUGACAAGUUUGUACGUUCUGUUGAGCGCCAGAACAUUGCUGUGGAAGUAGAUGUCUCCGGAAGUAGUGAUGGGGAGGACAACCCAGCUUACAACGGUGCCGUCGUUGUGUCUACUAAAGAAAAGAAUUAUAAGUUCUCACUGGCGUGCAAUACCAAGAGACUGAACUGCUUCCCCGUUCUUGCGGACGUUGUGAGUAACGGGCGCCUCGGAAUGUUUGCACCGUCGGCGCGCAUUCGCACCGACAGGAGCACGUUUGUGGAAGACAUAGAUGUGAACCCACUUCUGUUCGUGGGACACACCAUAUUCUGGUUGAUCUCAGCAUCCAGCUGUCCUCCCUACAUUGCCAUGAGCAGCAUCGGUGACUACAAGAGCAAAGCGCGGUCGCAGCUUCGGAUCUCGGGGCUCUUCCCCUCUGCCUACUGGCUCGGGCAGGCGCUGGUGGACGUCCCCCUGUACAUGUCCAUCUUCCUUUUUAUGUACUUCAUGGACUAUGUUUUAAACUUCCACGAGGCCAUGUUUACAGUCAUCUUACAUGCUCUUCAAAUCCCGUGUGCUGUCGGGUAUACCAUGUCACUCACCUUCCUGAUGUACGUGAUUUCAUUCAUUUUCCGUAAAGGAAGAAAAAAUAGUGGCAUCUGGUCAUUUUGCUUUUAUGUUGUCACCACAUUCUCUGUGAUUUUAUUCUAUCUGUUGGAUUUCUUUGGACAAACUACACCAUACGGCAUCAUUUUUUUAGUACCACAAGCCACACUGGUUGUCGCUUUGUUAUCUAUUUCUUUCGGCAGAUUGUCUAUUUCUGGCGAAGGACCAGAGAACAGAGAGCAGUUUCUGGUGUUGCUAGUUCCUUACCUUCACUGUAUCAUUUUUCUUUUUCUUCUUCGAUGUCUAGAAUGGAAGUUUGGAAAGAAACCAAUGAGAAAGGAUCCACUGUUUAGAAUCUCUCCUCGAAAAAAUGCUAUGUGUCAAAAUCCAGAAGAGCCGGAAGGGGAAGAUGAGGAUGUUCAAAUAGAAAGGAUGAAAACAGCCGAUGCCUUGAAUUCCACCAAUUUUGAGGAGAAGCCCAUCAUUGUUGCCAGCUGUCUACGCAAGGAGUACAUGGGGAAGAGGAAGAACUGUUUUUCCAAGAGGAAGAAGAAAAUAGCCACAAGAAAUGUCUCCUUCUGCGUCAGGACAGGUGAGAUUUUGGGAUUAUUAGGAUGCAAUGGAGCUGGCAAAAGUACAUCCAUAAAGAUGAUCAGUGGAGACAUAAAGUCAACUGCCGGCCAGGUGCUGCUGAGAGGGAGCAGUGAGGCUGACCCCCUGGGGUUCCUGGGGUACUGUCCUCAGGAGAACGUGCUGUGGCCCAACCUGACUGUAAGGGAGCACCUGGAGGUGUUUGCUGCUGUGAAGGGGCUGAGCAAGGCGGAUGCUCCGGAGGCCAUAGCACGGUUGGUCGAGGCGCUCAGGCUGCAGGCCCAGCUGCAGGCACCCGUGAAGACCCUGUCAGAGGGAAUAAAGAGGAAGCUGUGCUUCGCUCUGAGCAUCCUGGGAAACCCAUCGGUGUUGCUUCUGGACGAGCCGUCCACGGGGAUGGACCCCGAGGGCCAGCAGCAGAUUUGGCAGGCAAUCCGGGCCACCAUCAGAAACACAGAGAGGGGCGCCCUCCUGACGACCCACUACAUGGCAGAGGCCGAGGCCGUGUGUGACCGUGUGGCCAUCAUGGUGUCGGGACGGCUGAGGUGUAUCGGCUCCAUCCAACACCUGAAAAGCAAAUUUGGCAAAGAUUACCUGCUGGAGAUGAAAGUAAAGACCCCCACCCACGUGGAGCCCCUCCACACAGAAAUCCUGAGGCUCUUCCCCCAGGCAGCUCGGCAGGAAAGGUAUUCGUCUCUGAUGGUGUAUAAGUUGCCAGUUGAAAACGUGCGGCCUUUAAGCCAAGCUUUCUUCAAAUUAGAGAAGGUCAAACAAAGCUUCGACCUGGAGGAGUACAGCCUCUCCCAGUCCACUCUGGAGCAGGUAUUCCUGGAGCUCUCUAAAGAGCAGGAGCUGGAUGAUUUUGAAGAGGAGCUGGAUCCUUCCGUGAAGUGGAAGCUCCUCCCACCGGAAGAGCUUUAGACGGAAAUGUACUCUGUGUCACUGUGGAUGCCUGUUUGGCUUUUUAUAUACAUUCAUUUUUAUAGCAUCUCUGUCCCAGCAUUUUAGAAAUGGUAGUGUCAACAUGGAGAUGCUUAUUGCAUGGCAGAGGGAAGGAGUGCAUGCUGGGUACAAGCAGGACCUCUGCGGGCAGAGACCCAGGACUAAGUCAUCUCCUGCCCCCGCUUCUACGUGUCCACCAGCAUCUGGGCUGAUUUUCUGUACAAUGCUGAAUAAAUGCAUUUCAUUGCAUACACUGUUGAAGCUUUUAAGGAUGAUAAAUAAAUUGUGUUUAACUUGUUUCAAUUCAAAUGUUAAAAUAUAUUUUUCUUAAACAACAGUGAGAAAUCAACAUAUUUAUCCUGUGGAGAUCUUCUACUUUCAACAGUUGAGAGCUUAGUAAGAAUUUGCUUUGUGUAAUAGAUCUUGGUAUACGCCUUACGCUAACCAUUCUACCACAUCACUGGCCAUAUUCUCUGGGACCAAGAUAGUCCAGCCUGAGAUGAACUGCUAAAUUAUCAUGGCCCUGAUUCAACACGGCUGACUCCCAAAAACAACAGCUUCUCUUUCCAAUGACCACCUCCUCCUUCAUCCCCAUCCCAGUCCUGGAUACAACUUCCUUUCACCUUUCCUGCGCCACAACGGAGGCCCCCAUCAGCUCCUCACAUGUCACUAAACCUGUCCCUCAAACUCUGCCCCAUAGUCUCAGCCUUCCAUUGUCUCCGGUUAGAGGAUCCCCCGUGUCCUUCGGAUGCUCUCCGUGUCCUCCUCAAUGGCAAUAAAGGCCUUUUCCUCUCUUUUACUUCUGCUCCUCUGCCAGGCCAAAAAACCCAACAGAUAUAUUUAUAUCCACCAUUAGCACUAUGAUACAGACAGACUGUGAAAAGUAGGAAACAUCAUUAUGAGGUGAAUACACUUUUCUUACUUCCAUAAGCCAACUGUGUGCCCUUUUGAAAGGAUUUAAAAAUAUAGGUCUUAUAGAUUUGUGGAUUGUAAGUAAUACUCCAUGAAUAUCUGUCACUUUAAUUCUCAAGGUUGGUAAAUACAGUAACAACCCAAAUGACCAAACAGGCGAACAAAUUCAUUUUCUGUAUUGUUUUCUAUUUCGUGUACUUUAUGCAAUCUUCUCUUCCUGACUCCCUGGCCUAUGAACACAGUUCCCUGAGACAUCAUUAAAGCAAGCCUGGGUGACAACGUUAUCUGGGAAGGAGUACAGGCCGUGGUUGCCCCGGAGCCCUGCGUGGUUCGCUUAGCUUCCGUGGUCUUUUUCACCUCGCAGAAUUGGUGGGAGUUACACAGUGCCAGGUCUGGUGAACGAAGCAGAUGAGGAUGCACUGCGAUUCCGCAUAAUCUGGCCUUCCCUCCAGGUGGCACUCAGCUCAGCCAACAAGAUUUACCACAUUUCUUAGUCUCACCUGGUGAAGUCACCGAACAUGUCCAGGUCUUCUUCAGAAAGAGGCAGGAGCAGUGGAAGAAGGGUUUGAACCCAAGGGAUUGUCUUGGGGGUCUUAAUGGUAGCGUGUCUUUUAUUGUCAUAAAUAUUUUUAAAUUUUUCCUGUGUUUUGAUCCCACCACAUACAUUACUGUACU